GGCAAUCUGUUCCACAUGAACGGCGGCUUCGACAUUCGAUUGCCAGAGAAGGCGGGUGCCAAGGCAGUGGAGUGGGCACGACGGGCAACCGAGGCUCGGGAGAGAGCGUUGGCGGAGGCAGACGAGUUCGGUGACAUGAUCAUUGGUGACUACGUGGAUACCUACGUGAACCUAACCUACAAGCUCAUAGCGAGCCAUCGAUGGGCUUCUGCAUUUUGCCAAGAUAAAUCCGACGUCUUUCUGUUUAUUGACGACGACUACGAGUUCAACGCGAAGAACGUGCUUAAUUACCUGAACAGUCUGACA
Molecule: messenger RNA, 306 nt
Organism: Mesocestoides corti
Lineage: Eukaryota; Metazoa; Platyhelminthes; Cestoda; Cyclophyllidea; Mesocestoididae
Source: the annotation of a GenBank genome assembly